AUGAACACCCCAGGUUUCGUCGAAUUAGACGAAAUUCGCACCCAAUUUUCCCGCGCCAUGUCUGAAAUGUACAAGGACGAGGUACCUCUUUACGGAACACUCAUGGAGCUUGUCGCCGAAACCAACAGUAAAGUGCUGGAGUCGAACAAGGCCGUUUCUGACCAUCUGAAUCGGACAGGGGAAAUUGAGCGUUUAGACAUGGAGCGUCAUGGGGCUAUCCGCGUUGGCACUCCUGAAGAGCUGGCUACCAUUGCGCGACUGUUCGCCGUGAUGGGUAUGCAGCCAGUCGGCUACUACGAUCUGACCCCUGCCGGUGUUCCAGUGCACUCCACCGCAUUUCGUGCCAUCCAUGAAGAUUCAUUGCAGGCUAGUCCGUUCAGGGUUUUCACAUCACUCCUGCGUCUUGACUUGAUUGAAGACAAAGAGCUUCGAAAACUUGUUCAGGAAAUCCUGGAUCAGCGUCAAAUUUUCACUCUGAACGCUUUAGCGCUCAUCAAGAAGUUCGAAACCAACGGCGGCCUUAAUGCUAAGGAUGCCAGGGACUUCAUUCAGGAGGCCCUAGAGACAUUUCGCUGGCAUCACGAUGCGACAGUAACGGCAAAAGAAUAUCAGCGCCUGCAUGAUCAACACAGGCUCAUCGCCGACGUUGUUGCGUUCAAAGGCCCGCAUAUCAAUCACCUUACUCCUCGUACUCUGGACAUCGACAUGAUCCAGGAUGGGAUGCCUCAAAAAGGAAUUACACCGAAGGCCGUUAUUGAAGGGCCUCCACGUCGUAAAUGCCCAAUUUUGUUACGCCAGACAAGCUUCAAAGCUCUGCAAGAAGUUAUCGCUUUCACUGACCAAGACGGUAGUGCCAAGGGUAGUCAUACGGCUCGAUUUGGGGAGAUUGAACAACGAGGGGCCGCACUUACACCAAAAGGUCGCGCCCUGUACGACACCCUACUCAACGCUGCACGCUCAGAGCUGGGUGAGUUCCCUUCCGAAUCCAACGCAGAAAAAUACACCGAGCUCCUGGCAAAGAACUUCAAAGAAUUUCCAGACAGCUACGCUGAACUGCACGACAAGGGUCUUGCCUACUUCCGCUAUUUCCCAACCCCAAAAGGCAUUGCAUCCCGAAGUAACAGUUAUCGCCCAAAUUCGCGUCAAGAGCUCAUUGAGCAGGGUCACAUUCAAUACGAGCCCCUUGUAUAUGAAGACUUCCUGCCAGUAAGCGCGGCAGGCAUCUUCCAAUCGAACCUUGGCGAUGAUUCCCAAGCCCAUUACGCCGGCAGCUCAAAUCAGGAGGAGUUCGAAAAGGCACUGGGUCAAAAAGUCACCAACGAGCUAAAGCUCUACGCUGAUACCCAACGCCGCUCUUUGCUGGAAUGCUCAACCAUUCUGGCGGUUCCCCCUCUCGUC
Mesorhabditis spiculigera is the source of this 1398-nucleotide messenger RNA. Lineage: Eukaryota; Metazoa; Nematoda; Chromadorea; Rhabditida; Rhabditidae. The record is from the annotation of a GenBank genome assembly.